Fraxinus pennsylvanica is the source of this 396-nucleotide messenger RNA. Lineage: Eukaryota; Viridiplantae; Streptophyta; Magnoliopsida; Lamiales; Oleaceae. The record is from the annotation of a GenBank genome assembly.
AUGGACUCAGCUGCUAAGAAAUCAGCUCGAUUUGAAGCAGCUCCUGCAGGAGCAGAACUUGACAUGCUUCCUGACUCGUUUGGUGAAACAAAGUUUUUUGAGACCUCAAGUGAGACGAAGAGGUCGAACAACUUAGCUUAUGUACAGCAGGAAGAUACGUCUCAGUUGGGCCCCGCUGAAAGUUUGAACAAUGUGAUGAACCAUGCUAAGAUGCCUGCCUACGUCGACACCACCAUCAACAACCUACUUGAGGAAACAUCUAUUCUGAUAAUCAUAAACGAUAUAACUCUGCCCCUUGAUGUAAACGCUGCCCCUCACAGUACAAACUCUUCCUUGGAUCCUACUCUGAAGUCAAAACUUUUGGAUGAUUUUGAUUCGUGGUUGGAUACGAUAUAA